AUGCAAUUUGGAAAAUGCCAUUUUGCAAGGAAACGUUUAGCUAUUUUAGUCCAGUCAUUUUCUUUAGGUACUAGCAUAUGUAGUGGUUGUAAUCUCUUCCAAAGCCAAUCACACACUUCUGGAACAAUUUUGACAAUCGUUGAUUUGCCAAUUCUGUAGCUGAAGGAGAUUGUUUUGUAAGAAUCUCCAGUGGCAAGGAACCUAAAAUUUUUUAUUUUUUUUUAAUUACCUUAUAGGAGAAACAGCUAAGAAGAAAUGGACCAAUAUAAGGGAUGCAUUUCAAAAUAAUUGGAAAAAGAAUACAUCCAAGAGUGGAGAUGGUGCCAAGAAAAACAUUCGGUGCUACAAGUAUGCAGGAAUACUUGGAUUUCUUAUCCCAUUCAUUCAAAACAGAGAGUAAGUAUAUAUGCCUAUUCUUUUGUCCUGUGUCCUAGAGAAAAAGGGCUUUAUUGCAGUAUUAAUACACUUAAAAGUGAACUAAAAAUGAGGUAAUAUUCAGGCAAUUUUUUAUAACCAACUCUCCAAAACAUUGUAAACAGCAAUUUUAUGUGCUACAUGUACAUAUACCUAUAACUCUAUAAUUAAACCCACAUGUUCUCUUGGGAUGCUUUCCAUUUAAUGGUCUGACCGGUCAGACCUGAAUUUUUGUCUCUGUAUCAAUGGAAAGAUCUGGUCUAUGUUUCUCAAAUAUCUACAAAAAAUCAGCCUCAUUCUAAUUUUAUUCCCUUUUUUCUUUCCAGAACAUCAACUAACCUGGAUACACCCGAAGAGGGAUCAGAUUCAGUGGGUAAUGGGCAGGAAGAGUUAGAAAGAUCCGAUGAUGAAGAUUCGCUGUUGUCCACAGAUACAUCUGCCUCUAGUACACCUUCCCCUGGUUUAUCACAAUCUUUAGGGGCAACUCCCUCGUCAUCAAUAGCUUCCUACUCUUCCCGAAAGCGACGACAAAACUCGACUGAAAAUGCUGUUGACUUAUCUAUUGUGGAAUAUUUGAAAAGUCGCAAAACUAUACCUGAUAAACCAGAUGAGAUAACAGAAUUUUUUAAUUCUAUGGCUAUCAGUGUAAAAAAAAUUCCUGAAUUGCAACAAGCUGUGGUGAAGUUUAAAAUUCACCAAAUAGUACAUGAAAUGGAAAUCCUCUUUGCAAAACCACAUCCAAAGCAUCAAACUGGACUGCUAAGUCAACAGCCACACAUACAGACUGGGCCAAUACAGACUGGGCCACAGUCUAACCAAUUUUCACAUCCACCAUAUCAAGUUUCUCAGGGCAUGCCUCAACACCAUCAGUUUCAGCAAUCAACAUCCCUAUAG
Messenger RNA from Paramuricea clavata, 1308 nucleotides. Lineage: Eukaryota; Metazoa; Cnidaria; Anthozoa; Malacalcyonacea; Plexauridae. The record is from the annotation of a GenBank genome assembly.